AUGUCUCAUCCUUGGCUUGUUAAAGAACAAGACCAGUGCAACUAUGGUCUUCAAUGGCAGCAAGUAAUUGCUACCAAUCAAGCACCAAAUGUCGUCCUCGGUCCACACAACUUUCAUUAUCCUCCAGAGAAAAAUGCGUUCGCUGUUCAAGGUCAACAAGAUCAGCAAUACAUUCAAGACUUCGAAACCAACAUUCGCUCCUCGCUCAAAGAUUUUCUUGUCUCUGAGCUACCUGACUGUACAUGGACCUUGAAUAUUCUUCGACUUGGCUUCGAAAAUAAUAGAAGCGACAAUCCGAUUGUUCUUCAUCUAUUUAUUCAAACCCCAGAUUACUUCCUGGAUAUUGAAAACAACAGAGAGAUUGAAAACAACAGAGAGAUUGAAAACAACAGAGAGAUUGAAAACAACAGAGAGAUUGAAAACAACAGAGAGAUUGAAAAAAUUAGGAAAAAUGCUAUCAAGGUCCUGGAAUGCAUGGAUAAGAUCAUCUCCCAAAAGAAAAAGACUUCUGAGAAAUACUUCAUUGACAUUUGUCAAAUUUAUAGUUCGACACUUAGAAGCUCCGCAUUGCAAAGCAACCGAGGUGUUGAUCUCACACAUAAUUUUGAAAAUAUAUAUGAAGAAUACACUCCACUUCCUGAACUCUCGAUCGGACGCGAAGAAUACAAUACUGCUGGUUCCUUGACUGGUUUCCUGAGACAUAAUAAUGAUAUCUACAGUCUUACUUGCAGACACGUUGCUUUCCCGGACAAAAACUUUCGAUCCGGCUACAAACAUCAGAAGGGAGAGGAAAAAUUGCAAGUAUCUAUACCUGCAAUGAAGGAUCAUGGUGAAACCAAGGGAAGAUUGAAAUUUGCUCUUGAUAACAUCAAGUUCGGAACCAAAAACGUACGCUUCGAAGAUGCGGCGAAUAUCGACGAAGAGUAUAUGUUGCGUAUAGAAAAACAAGAAAUCCAUCGAAAGUCAUGUCUCAUUCGAUACAAAGCGGCUGAAGACUACUGUCCUAAUGCUGGCUACGUUUCUACUGCUCCAGAAGAAUGGCGCAAAGUUCCUGGUUAUACUGGAAAUCUCGAUUGGGCCAUUAUCAAAAAUCUUUGCGUUGGCACCAGUAACACAUUACCUCGAACAAGAUUCGUAGAAGAAACUCAAAUCUCCAGUUUGAUUCAAGGCAAACAAAAGAAAAUCAGUGGUCAAUUGACGAAUGUAAAGCUUUCAAUUCAAAGUGUCAGGUGUUACAAGAUUCAGAGGAAUUCAAUAUCAAGCAUCCGAGCUCGUCUUCGGUCCUUGGCACAAAUAGAUUCUACUUCAAAGCACCAAGUCGAACAUUGGAAAACAGCAUCUGGUGGAGGCGAUUCUGGUGCCCUAAUCUAUGAUAUCGAUAUUGACACUACAGAUGCUGAUAAGCAUACUGCGGCUCUCAUACCCGUGGCUAUGAUUUGGGGUGGUAAUCAUCAUGGAUCGGUUAUUUCGGGCUUUGGUGAUGUUACAUAUGCGACUCCAAUCGGCGCAGUGUUGAAGGAUAUCGAGUGUGAAAUGGGAUGGGAUGAGGGAAGCCUUAAAUUUUGCUAA
Messenger RNA from Botrytis sinoallii, 1569 nucleotides. RefSeq lists its product as uncharacterized. NCBI's taxonomy places the organism in Eukaryota, Fungi, Ascomycota, Leotiomycetes, Helotiales, Sclerotiniaceae. The transcript has 4 exons. The record is from RefSeq and is a predicted model, not a curated record. The coding region runs from base 1 to 1569 and encodes 522 amino acids.